Lipotes vexillifer (Yangtze River dolphin) is the source of this 1581-nucleotide messenger RNA. It is a transcript of the gene BTN1A1, whose product is annotated as butyrophilin subfamily 1 member A1. Gene Ontology annotation, biological process: regulation of cytokine production; T cell receptor signaling pathway. The transcript is spliced from 7 exons. NCBI's taxonomy places the organism in Eukaryota, Metazoa, Chordata, Mammalia, Artiodactyla, Lipotidae. Gene Ontology annotation, molecular function: signaling receptor binding. The coding region runs from base 1 to 1581 and encodes 526 amino acids. Gene Ontology annotation, cellular component: external side of plasma membrane. The record is from RefSeq and is a predicted model, not a curated record.
AUGGCAGUCUUCCCAAACUCCUGUCUCCCUGGGUGUCUGCUCGUCUUCAUUCUCCUCCAGGUGCCCGAGCUGGAUUCUGCUCCCUUUGACGUGAUUGGACCCCCGGAGCCCAUCCUGGCGGUGGUGGGUGAAGAUGCCGAGUUGCCCUGUCACCUCUCCCCCAACGUGAGCGCCGAGCGCAUGGAGUUGCGGUGGUUCCGAGAGAAGGUCUCUCCCCCGGUGUUCGUGCGCCGGGAAGGGCGAGAGCAGCCCGGAGAGCAGAUGGCCGAGUACCGGGGGAGAGUGACGCUGGUGGAGGACCGCAUCGCGGAGGGGCGCGUCGCUGUGAGGAUACAGGACGUCAAGGCCUCUGAUGAUGGGGAGUACCGAUGCUUUUUCAGGCAGGACGAAAACUACGAAGAGGCCACCGUGCAUCUGAAGGUGGCUGCUCUGGGCUCUGAUCCUCACAUCGACAUGGAAGUUCAAGAGAGUGGAGAGAUCUGGCUGGAGUGUACCUCAGUGGGAUGGUACCCAGAGCCCCAGGUACAGUGGCGAACUCCCAAGGGAGAGGAGUUUGCAUCCGUGUCAGAGUCCAGGAACCCUGAUGAAGAAGGUCUGUUCACCGUGGUGGCUUCAGUGAUCAUCAGGGAUACCUCCAUGAAGAGUGUGUCCUGCUGUAUCCGGAACCUCCUUCUCGGCCAAGAGAAGGAAGUAGAGAUUUCUAUACCAGCUCCCUUCUUCCCAAGGCUGACUCCCUGGAUGGUGGCUGUGGCUGUGGUCUUGAUGGUGCUAGGACUUCUCACAAUUGGGUCCAUAUUUUUCACUUGGAGACUAUACAAGGAAAGAUCCAGACAGAAGAGGCAUGAAUUCAGCUCUAAAGAGAAACUCCUGGAAGAGCUCAAAUGGAAAAAGGCUACAUUGCAUGCAGUUGAUGUGACUCUGGAUCCAGAUACCGCCCACCCCCACCUCUUUCUGUAUGAGGAUUCAAAAUCUGUCCGACUGGAAGAUUCACGUCAGAAACUGCCUGAGAAACCAGAGAGAUUUGACUCCUGGCCUUGUGUGUUGGGUCGUGAGGCCUUCACCUCGGGGAGACAUUACUGGGAGGUAGAGGUGGGAGACAGGACUGACUGGGCAAUCGGGGUGUGUAGGGAGAACGUGGUGAAGAAAGGAUUUGACCCCAUGACUCCCGAGAAUGGGUUCUGGGCUGUGGAGCUGUAUGGAAACGGGUACUGGGCUCUCACCCCCCUGCGGACCCCUCUCCCAUUGGCGGGAUCCCCCCGCCGAGUUGGGAUCUUCCUGGACUGUGAGUCAGGAGACAUCUGCUUCUACAACAUGACUGAUGGAUCCCAUAUCUAUACUUUCUCUAAUGCCUCUUUCUCAGGCCCCCUCCGGCCCUUCUUCUGCCUGUGGUCCUGUGGUAAAAAGCCCCUGACCAUCUGCCCAAUCACUGAUGGGCUUGAGGGAGUCACAGUAGUUGCUGAUCCCAAGGACCUUUCUAAGGACAUCCCACUCUCGCCCAUAGGGCAGGACUCUGCCUCUGGGGAUACAGACACCCUCCAUUCUAAACUGAUCCCUCCCCAGCCCAGCCAACGGGUACCUUAA